GUGAGUUAGUAACAUCGACAUAACCUUAAACCGGUUUAAGGUUAGUCUUUUUAGCUGUACUGUGCUUCUGUAAAUAUUUAUUAUUAGUUUCUUAAUAAAGUGAUUCUUGAAAAUGUCUGACGACGAAGAGGUACCUUAUACUAAAAAAAUCAAAACAAUUCAUUACGGUUCAUUAGAAGAAUCUGAAAAGAGCAGACUUGACGUUCAAAAUGAAGGAAGUAAUGAUUCAGAUCCUGUGUUACCAUCUGCAUCUCAAACACAGGAUGCUCCAGAAUACAUGGAACUGGAAGAUGCUAUGUCAAGGGACAAACAAGCCCUACUGGAAGAAUUCGAGAGAAGACGAAAGGCAAGAUCAAUUAACGUAUCGACUGAUGAUGCCGAGGUGAAGAGAAACCUCAGACAAUUGGGAGAACCCAUUUGUUUAUUUGGAGAAGGACCAGCUGAUAGAAGAUCGCGAUUGCGAGAUAUUCUAAGCAGAACUGGUGAAGAUGCUGUGAUAAAAAGAGAGGCAGAAGAAGAAAGGAAGCUGUUCGAGAAAGACCAAGAGACUACUUGGUAUCACGAAGGUCCGGAUUCUUUGCGGGUGGCUAGAUUAUGGAUAACUCGAUACUCCUUACCAAGAGCAAAAGAGAGGUUGGAGGAGGCCACAAGAUUGGCAGAUUUACCUGCUGCGACAAAGACAGCGAGAACUCAAGAAAUGCAGAAGAAAAUUCAGGCCAUGUCGAUUCAUUCCAGUCAGAUCGGAGAUACUAGACCCGUAUCUUAUUGCCAGUUCAGCCCCAACUCGAAGCUAUUAGCUACGGCGUCAUGGUCUGGAUUCUGUAAAGUUUGGUCAGUUCCCGACUGUGAAUUAAAACAAACUCUACAAGGCCACAAAUGCAACGUUGGGGCUAUCGUUUUCCAUCCGAAGGCGACCAUAAGUCAAGAAGAUACAAUUUGCAAUAUGGCUUCUUGCGCAGUAGAUGGAUCUGUCAAACUAUGGGAUUUCACAAGCCAUGAACCCAUUGCUGAUAUCGAAGGUCACAUGCCUCACAGGGUAUCAAGGCUGAAGUUCCAUCCUUCGGGAAGGUUUCUGGGAACUUGCUGUUAUGAUAAUUCGUGGCGUUUGUGGGAUCUGGAACAGUGCACCGAAGUACUCCAUCAAGAAGGGCACGUCAAGCCAGUGUACUGCAUAUCGUUCCAGGCUGAUGGGUCUGUUUGUGCUACAGGGGGGUUGGACGCGUUCGGCAGGGUUUGGGACUUGCGCACCGGAAGGUGCAUAAUGUUCAUGGAAGGUCACCUGAAGAGUAUCUUGGGCAUCGACUUUUCAUCUAACGGAUUCCAGAUAGCCACUGCCAGCGAGGACAACUCAUGCAAAAUUUGGGACCUCCGCAAAAGGUCCAUCCUUUACACCAUUCCCGCUCACACAAACCUCAUUUCCGAAGUGAAAUUCCAGCCGGAACACGGCAGCUACCUGGCCACAGCGUCCUACGAUAACACGGUCAAGCUGUGGAUGAACAGGACGUGGCAGCCUUUGAAAACUCUUUCAGGCCACGACGGGAAGAUUAUGUCUGUGGAUAUUUCUCCGGAUGAUCAGUAUAUAGCCACUAGUUCGUAUGAUAGAACGUUCAAGCUGUGGACUCCUGAGUUGUCUUAGUUUGUAGGUUUUCUGUGUAAAUAACUUGC
Leptinotarsa decemlineata (Colorado potato beetle) is the source of this 1665-nucleotide messenger RNA. It is a transcript of the gene U4-U6-60K, whose product is annotated as U4-U6 small nuclear riboprotein factor 60K. Gene Ontology annotation, molecular function: U4 snRNA binding; U6 snRNA binding; protein binding. Gene Ontology annotation, cellular component: U4/U6 x U5 tri-snRNP complex. Lineage: Eukaryota; Metazoa; Arthropoda; Insecta; Coleoptera; Chrysomelidae. The record is from RefSeq and is a predicted model, not a curated record. Gene Ontology annotation, biological process: mRNA splicing, via spliceosome.